Molecule: messenger RNA, 1434 nt
Organism: Miscanthus lutarioriparius
Lineage: Eukaryota; Viridiplantae; Streptophyta; Magnoliopsida; Poales; Poaceae
Source: the annotation of a GenBank genome assembly
AUGGCUCGAUUAGGUUCCUCGUCACCGGCGCGCAGUGCAAAGCGGAUCGAUCUCAGCUCAGCAGGGACCUCACGACUUGACACCCAAGGUCUGGUUCAGUCCCUGGACUGGGAAGAACCGUGCUUGCUCCUUGCCGCCACAAUCAUGCAGAACGGGGGCGAGAUGAGGCCUGUGCACAACAGCGUCGAUACAGUGAACGCUGCUGCUGUUGCCAUCGUCACCGCCGAGAGCCGCACGCAGCCUCCUGCAGAACCGAGAAGGAAAUGGGCUGAUCGGUUGAGCGUGUACUUCUGCUUUGGAUCCCAGAAGAAUGGCCGGCGCAUGCGCGUCAACCAUGCUGCACUUGUCCCAGAACCUGCACCUCAAAGGACAGAUGCACCUGUAGCAGAAAUUCCAAACCACCCACCGCCUCCUGUGUUCCCCUUUGUGGCACCUCCAUCCUCUCCUGCUUCUUUCCUUCAAUCAGAACCCACAUCAAUCGUACAAUCACCAAGGGUUGGAGCUCCACCUUUUUCGCCCCUCUCACCGAAUUCCCAAUCCCCUGUGGGGACACCAUCCAUCUUUGCUAUUGGGCCAUAUGCACAUGAGACACAACUAGUCUCACCUCCAGUGUUCUCGGCCUUCACAACUGAACCAUCAACUGCCCCUUUCACUCCUCCUCCGGAGUCUGUUCAUCUGACGACCCCUUCCUCUCCGGAGGUUCCAUAUGCAAAGCUUCUGACUUCGAUCAACAACAGCAAGAAUGGUGAAACUGGUGAUCUUCAGUCGUAUCCAAACUACCCAGACAGCCCAAUUGGGCGCCUGAUAUCUCCAAGCUCGGGUUGUUCUGGCACUUCCUCCCCAUUCCCUGACCCUGAGAUGCUGGCUUCCUCACGCAGCGCUAUACACUCAUUCCCAGUUCGUGAGCCACCUAAGAUAUUGGAUGGUGAGGGCAUUGCAACACAGAAGUUGAUACCCCGCCAUAUGCGCAACGGUGGGUCCCUCUUGGAUGGCCACAUCACAGCAGCUGUACCAGUUGUUGACUUCUCUGCCCGACUUCAACCCAAUGAGCAUGCUAUGGAUCAUCGGGUGUCAUUUGAGCUGACCGUCGAAGAUGUUGCGCGCUGCCUAGAGAAGAAGACUGCAAUUUCUGGGGAUUCUGGCACGGCAUCUUUCCACCUUGCGCCCACCAGCAACGGUGAUCACCACAGAGAAUCAAACGAGGCAAGGGCAGGGCUAUACGUCGACGAAACAUACCAUGACUUACCUGAGAAAGCAAGGCGGUCCCUGUCCCUGCGCCUGGCCAAAGAAUUCAACUUCAACAACGUCGAUGCUGCUAAUGUGGAGCCAAGCGUGGGAUCUGACUGGUGGGCGAAUGAGAAAGUUGCUGGGAUGACAUCUGAGCCAAAAAAAAACUGGUCCUUCCACCCGGUGGCGCAGCCUGGGGUCAGCUAA